AUGGCCACCGCGAAUCUGGCACCCGGCGCGCUGCCUGUGGAGGAUUCCAACGGCUCGGACCCCUUCGUGUCGAGCACCCAGGACACCAAAAAGCAGCAUCGCUACUCCGCCUUCGACAACCAGCAAUUCUCACUCUUCUCCACCGGCUCCCCCGCCCAGACAAAACGCGCGCUACAGGCACAUUUGCAGGAAACCACACGGAGAUUGCAAGAGGCCUCGCAGCUGGGCAACUCUCUCGUCCAGCAGCGGAAGGAUCUGGAGGAGAGGCUGAAGGACGUCGAGAAGCAGUCGGAGGACAACGAGAUCGGCCCGGAGCUGCGCCAGAAGCUGGCCGAGCUGGAAAAAGAAUACAAUGAGGUAGGAAGAGAAACGGCACGCGCCUUCCUGCCGAAGUCCCGCGUUCCUAGCGGAGAGGCGCCCGAGACUACUGCUGGCGCUUCGGUGUAUUCCAGCGAGGCUCAACACUCGCCAUCCAAGGUCAGCGCUCCGUCGCGGAAACAGCGAAACCAACAGCCGAGUCGCAUCCACGAUAUCACGCUUGCAACUGAGAUCAGCACGUCUCUGCUGUCACAAGUACGAGAUCUACAAACCGUUCUUGCAGAGAAGGAUGAUGCUCUCAAGGCUGCGACUCUGGAACGGUCGCAACUAGAGAUCGAGGUGGAAGGAUUAUCACAACGGAUGCGAACCCUGGAUGAGAGCGAGUCUCGGCUAAAGGAUGUCAAUUGGAGUCUGGAAAGCCAAGUCCGUGAUCUGGAGGCCUCUGCAAAGGAACUAGCGGACAGGGAGCAACGCCUCAAUCAGAGUUUAAACCUUGCAAAGACCGAGAAGUCCACUGUGGAGCGGGACUUUGAAGAGCUCAAGCAAGCACACGCCAAGCUCAGUGAGGACCAUACCGCCAAAACCAAGCACGCUGAAUCGGAGCUUACUGGUCUCCGCCGCAAUGUGACUAUGGGUGAAACAGAGCGCGGUGCCCUUCAACGUAAGGUUGAAGAACUCGCUGCACAGAAUCAGGAGCUGGCCAGAGCUGUAGCCUACCGCAUGAGAUCUGACGACCAGGGUGGUGUAAAUGAUACCUCCUCAGACAAUGAUGGCGAGGAGGGCAAUACUUUGACUCCUGACCACUCGCCGCCUCCAUCGCCAAGUAAAGCUACCCCAAGGCACGGGCAGCUAGAAUCCGAGACUCUCAAGCAUUCGCUUGUUCACGCCCAUCGCAUGAUCCAGAACCUCAAGAACAACAUUCAUCGCGAGAAGACUGAAAAGAUUGAACUCAAGCGGAUGUUGCAGGAUGCUCGUGACGAGCUCGAGACCAAGCGAGACGGCGGCAUUAACGGACUCGGUAGUGCUGGAAAGAGGCGCAAGCCGAACGAGAAAGAUGUCUUCAAGAAGCCUGCAAGACCCGACCGGCUAGGAGCCGUCAGGAGUGGCAAUCAAGAGAUCAUUGUCGAUGAUGAAGAAUGGGAGGAGCAUGACGGUCAAGAGUCACCUAGUCGGCGAUCAAGAUCACUGCUAGCUCCUGGAACUGCUGCGUCUCGACGUCUCUCGCCUGGUGGCCACAGUUCUGCCGUGGACACGAGCAACGAGGCAUUUGAGACUGCGACCGAAAACUCGGAUGCCUUUGAGACCGCCAACGAGCGUGACGGCACCACAACGGAAACCGAUGCCUUCCACACUGGUGCAGAGACUCUGGACGGCGACAGCAGUGAUGAUCUCACAGAAACUGAAGGCAAUGCUUCUGCGACACCCGCUACUCGACAUUCGAGGCCAUCCCCUCUUUCUAUUCCUCGAAAUCGUAACUCGUACCAGAGCACAGCAUCUACUUCUGGGGAAGAGGGAGAAGACGUAAACAUUCGCACUCCAGUCCAGGCUCAGCACCCUCGCUAUCGCCUCAAGAUCAGAGGGCAGGGUGGAUAUCGCCGAUCACAGAACUCUAGCGAUCUAUAUACCAACACUCCCCCGGCCAAAGACUCGCCGGCGAGCUUUGCGAGCAACUCAAGUACACCCGCUCAAGGCCAAAGCUUGUUUGCGGAGCUCGGAAACCUCAGCGGGGAGAGCGAGGAUGGCAGCGUUGCUGAUGGAACGCCAAGCAGAACUAAUCUCCUCUCGCCCGAAACCUCUCCUGAGGCCGUGAGGAGGUCUCCUCUUGCCGUUUCUUCCGUGGAAUGUGUUCCGGAGCCUGAGUCUCGGCCACAGAUGGUUGAUUCCUCUAUGAUGACAGACCCAUGGGAGCCAGAGUCAAAAGGCAUACUGUCGAAUGCUUCGAGCGCGAUAGGUGCUGCCCUUGCCGGAGGCAUUGGCUUUGGACUUGGCAAGAGCACAAGUGGUCACGAAGACAAGGAACAAGCUGCUACUUCUGAGCAAGUGACAACUGGUGCGGACGAAGCCGCUGUUGAGAAAGCUUCUCUUGAGAAGACAACCCCCAAAGAGGCUUCUCCUGUGGCGGCAGCAGCAACUGUCUCCCAUGCUGGGACCACCACAGAUUUUGAGGAACCUCGUGCUCCAAUUAUCCUAGGCAUGUCCUCCAUCUCUGAACAAGAGACUGAGCCUGUCAUAGUCGAGCUUCCAGCGCCUAUUUUGCCUUCUGUAUCGCAUGCUGGAACGGCAACAGAUGUUGAAAAAGGCCCUGUUCCUCCUGUCUUCAGCAUUUCUGCCAUAUCGGAACAGCAAACAGAAGCUGAGAGUCCCCCUGCUCCUCCUGUCUUCAGCAUUUCUGCCAUAUCGGAACAGCAAACAGAAGCUGAGAAAGCUGAGAGUCCCCCCGCUCCUCCGGUCUUCAGCGUUUCGACUAUAUCGGAACAGCAAACCGAGCCGCUGACUCCGGAGCCUCCCACAGAGCCCGUCGCCGCGGCCGUUGUCGCAACGGAGCGGGAGGAACCUCGCACUAUAUCUGCUCUGAGUAUGUCGUCUAUUUUCGAACAACAGACCGAGCCGAGAACGCCAAUGCUAGACAAAUUCCCUUCGCCGCCCUUCAAUGUCUCGUCGAUUUCCGAGCUGCAGACUGAGCCUGUUGAACCACCAGUACCAACUACUCCCAAAUUCUCUGAAAUUACGGCACAGCACACUGAGCCGCUGUCGCCUGUGUAUGUUGGACCACUAGUACCAGCCGCUUCUGAAUUUUCCGGGAUUACGCAACAGCACACCGAGCCGCUGUCGCCUGUGCCCGCUAUACAACCACAGCGCCCUUCUACUCUUCUUGCCCAAGAGACGAAACCCGAGUCGCCUACGGUCCCAGGCUUCCCGCCAAUUGCUCUCUUCUCUCCAAGAGAUCAGACACCGGCCAUUCCUGUCCUCGGUGAAGCCGUUCUAUCGUUCUCUGAAAUUAUUGAACAAGAUUAUGAACCGCAAGAGCUUUCAAGGCCUUCAACGGCUCAUCGUGUAGCUGCGGCAGAUGAACCAAAACAGAAGCUAGGCUUCUUCAGUUCAGUCCUUCCAUGGGGCAAGAAUACAGAGACAAGCGAAGAUGGAACCCAAGAUGAGACAACAAAAGCUCCACAGAUUCCUUCCGAGGCAUUGGAGAGAUCGGCAUCAGUGGAGCCUAUAGCUGUACCUGCUGCUCCGAGAGGCGUUGCUCAAAACGAAAACGCCAUUGCGAGUCGACCAGGGACAGCUGUGCACUCGCCGCAAACAACCAUGAGCGACGGAGGUACCCAGACUAUGGUAUCGUCGGAUCAAAUUGACAAGCUUCUCGCUUUGAGGACCCAGCAGCGAAGCUCUGGCACGCUUGCCACCACUGGUGUCGACAAGCGAUUUAGUUCACCGCCAGGCAGCCCCAAGAAGCCUCAACAUAUUUCUGCCCUAGUUGAUCCUCAUAAGACCCCGAGGAGACCUGGCAGUGCUGGAAGCGGCCGCACUCGUGGCGGCUCACCGCCCCCUCUUCCAGCCGACCACAAGCAGGUCAUCGCUGCUGCGGCUGCCCAAAAAGCUUCUUUGAUCGCCCCAGUCCCUAUACGACCAUCAACCCCAGCAGGGACUAUGGGCCCGCCAAUCAUGCCAGCAUCUGCGUAUAAGACCAGGCCGCGAACCCCAGUGCGAUCUCCAAGCGGAAAUGUACUAGCCAGUCCUAUUUCCAAGGGUAGUGCCACACCUCGACCUCGGAAUAGCACCAUGCGAAGCGACGCUGGCUCAUCAAUCGGUCGGAGAUCUUCAAUGUCAUCAUUUACCUCGGAGAUCGAUCAACGCUUCGGCAUUGCUGCUGGAGGCUCUAUGGGACCCGAAGGCUUUGAUCCUGCCACAACGGAUCCCCGCAUGAUCCAGGCAAUUACGCAGACCAUGAUUGGAGAAUUCUUAUGGAAAUACACUCGGAAGGCGGGGAGCGAAAACAUGUCGGAAAAUCGACAUCGCCGCUUUUUCUGGGUACAUCCUUAUACACGGACACUGUACUGGAGCGAACAAAACCCGGUCACCGCUGGGCGAGCACAGCUGAAAGCUAAGAGUGUGGCCAUCCAAGCUGUACAGGUCGUGUCCGACGAUAAUCCCUACCCGCCCGGGCUUCAUCGCAAAAGUCUCGUGAUCUUAACACCUGGCCGAAGCGUCAAGUUCACUGCUACAACAAGUCAGAGGCAUGAGACCUGGUUCAAUGCGCUGUCGUAUCUCCUGAUGCGAACUGGCAAUGAACAGGAUGGAGAAGCUGGUGAAGCUGAAGACGACGUGAAAGAGUUCAAUCCAGCGUAUGCCAGUAGAAGUUCGACUCGUCAAACCGGGCGAUCGCGAGCGUCUAUCUCAUCAUACACCAGUCGACGGACAUCGUCACCUCACCGAACGCAACACCCAACUCUUGGGUCUCGGCAGCCCUCGGCCGCUCAGCGUGCUACGUCCCAAGGACCCGCUCAAGGUUCAAUGUCAGGACGGUUUAGUAGCUUGAGUGGCGUGUUCAGACCUAAUUCGACUCUUAGGGGAUCGUUCUCAUCUCGUAAGAGCCAGGUCAGCGCUCAAGAUACUUCAGUGUACCAGACAUCGGAACCGCGCGAUUCGGCGGAAGAUCUGCGGCAAGUCAUUCAGCAACAGGAAGAAGAAUCGGAUCGGCUUGAGAACGUGAGGGCGUGCUGUGACGGCAAACAUGACGUUGGGUCGUUAUCACGGUCAGGUCGACAUCGACAUUCCCACCACGCAAAUGGCCUGACCUCACACUCACGCACUAACUCGCAUAACCAAGCAGAGGCGGACGGCGCGAAUGGUCAUUAA
This is a messenger RNA of Mytilinidion resinicola, 5178 nucleotides long. RefSeq lists its product as uncharacterized. Gene Ontology annotation, molecular function: tubulin binding; phospholipid binding. Gene Ontology annotation, cellular component: cell cortex; mitochondrion. Lineage: Eukaryota; Fungi; Ascomycota; Dothideomycetes; Mytilinidiales; Mytilinidiaceae. The transcript is spliced from 3 exons. Gene Ontology annotation, biological process: microtubule cytoskeleton organization; establishment of mitochondrion localization; maintenance of protein location in cell cortex. The record is from RefSeq and is a predicted model, not a curated record. The coding region runs from base 1 to 5178 and encodes 1725 amino acids.